GUUAAGCCUCUUUGUACGAGAAAAAAUUAUAGCUACUAUGGGUGCAUCGGAGUCAAAAGAAGACAGAGAUAAGGAAUGUGUCAAAUUUGCCUUAGUUGGAUCAAGUGGUUCUGGGAAAUCUGCCUUUGUCAACGCUGCGAGAGGAAUUGAUGAUGACGACGAAAAGGGAGCAGGUGUAGAUAUUGUGGAAACAGGAAAAAAUGCCUAUGAAUUUAUCAAUCCCGAAAAUCCUCGCGUCAGUUACUGGGAUACACCUGGAUAUGGUACAUCAAACUAUCCAAAUCUUCAAAAGUAUUGGAAGGAGUGCGAAUUGCAAAAAUUUGACACAUUUCUGAUUUUUAUAUCUGUCAGAGUUACAAAACUUGAUCUAGAGUUGAUAAAAAAAGUAAAAUCUGCCAAAAAGUCAUUCUUCAUUAUCCGCACCAAAAUUGAUAUCGAAUCCAGAUUAUUACAGAAACGUAAGAAUCCGGUUAAAGAAGACGAAUUCUUGGAAAAAAUCCGGGAUUAUGUGCAUAAAAAAUUGAAUUUGGAUUCUUGCUCCAAAGACAGGAUAUAUCUCAUCAGUAACUAUGAUCCAUACAAGUGGGAAUUCUUUCAACUGUUACAAGCUAUGAAUAAAGAGUUCUCUCUUCCUGAGAUGGCUACAUGGCAGCAGUUUUUUGUAAAUAGAAUGAUAAGAUCUGCCAGCGCGUUUAAGUUUAAGGGGAUUGAAGCUGCACAAAAGCUGGUGAAAGAAGUCAAUAAAUGGAAAGGAGUUAAAAUAAAUGUGGCUAUAGUCGGACAAUCUGGUUGCGGCAAAUCGAGUUUUGUGAACGCCAUUAGAAGUGUCAAAGAUGACGACCCAAAUGCAGCAGAAACGGGAGUGAUCGAAACGACAACCAUUCCCACUCCGUACCCUUAUCCACAUAAUCCCAACAUAACGGUUUGGGAUUGUCCAGGUAUCGGUGGUCCAUCAAAUAUUCCCAAUUUCGACAAAUUCUGCACCUUGGUCAAUAUUGAGAAGUUCGACGCAUUUAUCAUUACGACAGCUGAUCGCUUUGGAGAUAUCGAUAAGGACCUAGCAAACAAAUUUCAAGAGAGUAGAAAGCCUUUUUUCUUUAUUCGCACAAAAAUUGAUAUUGACUGCGAAAAUGAAAAAAGAAAAGGAAACACCGAAAGCAAAACGCUGGAGAAGAUUAAAGCAGAUUGUUCUCUAAGUUUAAAAUCAGCAGGGGCGCCAUUGGAAGACAACGAUAUCUUUCUGAUUAGUAAUCAUGACACAUUGAAAUGGGACUUUGGCCGCCUUACGGAAGCACUCAGUGAUCAACUGCCUACUCGUAUAAGAACUGCCUUUCUUUUUACCAUGUUCACGUUUUCGGAAAAAAUUCUCAGAAAAAAGGUCGAAGUCCUCAAAGAACGAGUAUGGAUGGCUAUAUUUCAUUCAUUUAUUGCACAAGUAUACGACAAUAUCACUUUGCAACACUCUUCUGAUUUUAUCAUUGGUAGGAUCGCGUUUUACAGAUCUCAGCUUGGUUUUCCUGAGGAAGACUCCAUAGAAUUUAAAAACUUUUCGCCUGCUCGCCAAAAUGACUUCCGAAAAUUUUUUAUUAAACCUGGUGUAAACGUGAUAAAUUGGUUAAAAAAUUUUGAUAAUGCUGAUUUUGACCAAUCACAUCUGAGCGUCAACGCAGAAUCAUAUAGAUUUCUGCGCAGAUCAAUGCAUCGUAUUUUGGAUGAAAUGGAAAAGGUUGCAAUAGAAGUCAUGAAAGAGGCAACAAAUUUGGAUAGAUUUUGACUGUUAAUCGUAGUUUGGAACUAGAAAAAAGGAUGUAUAGAUGUUUCUGGAUUUACUAUAUAUAACUCUUGUUACAUGGCAGCAACGGCUGCAUGCACUAUGUAUAUGCACCGAUAUAAUACUCUCACUCGUGCAUUCAGUUUAAGCAAUCUAUAAAAAUGAUAUAAUGCUAUUAAUUAAUUAAGAAAUCACAGGAAAAGUAUCAAAUCGUAGCCCGGAAAAGGUCUAUAGCUUCUUUACUUCGGUAAAGCAUGCAACUGCAAAUAUAACUUAAACAUAUAUGCUGUAUCACCCGACACAGUGAUGACAUCACUAGUAUUUGUAGCACAGUAAAACUUAAUUAAAUAUAUUGUACUUAUCUACAGUUGAAGGGCAUUUGUCUUCAUAAUUUCGAACUUGCCAUGUCUUACGACAUGGGACCAGAGACCUACUGUGGAAUACGAAACAAAACUAAAAUCUCCGUUAUAGACCUAGAUAAGGACAAAUGUAGCUAAUUCAAAUUUCAAAUAGUAGUGAUAAGUAAACUUUUUGCGUGACCAGAUAUUAUAGUGGCAGAAUGUUGGUAUU
Dendronephthya gigantea is the source of this 2341-nucleotide messenger RNA. RefSeq names its product interferon-inducible GTPase 5-like. The record is from RefSeq and is a predicted model, not a curated record. Gene Ontology annotation, molecular function: GTP binding. Lineage: Eukaryota; Metazoa; Cnidaria; Anthozoa; Malacalcyonacea; Nephtheidae. Gene Ontology annotation, cellular component: membrane. Bases 38 to 1774 code for a protein of 578 amino acids. The transcript has 5 exons.